AUGUUUUUUUUUUUGAAAAAAAAACACACACACUAUCUGGAAAAAACUAGUAAGAGAUGCAUAUUUUGGAGAAAAUUGGAUUGUCGGUUUUUGGAAAAAAAAAACUCUCAGCUCCUCGAAAAAGAUGUUGUUGUAUGUGAGAGUUAA
Messenger RNA from Caenorhabditis briggsae, 147 nucleotides. Bases 1 to 147 code for a protein of 48 amino acids. The record is from RefSeq and is a predicted model, not a curated record. The transcript has a single exon. Lineage: Eukaryota; Metazoa; Nematoda; Chromadorea; Rhabditida; Rhabditidae.